This is a messenger RNA of Colletotrichum gloeosporioides, 210 nucleotides long. RefSeq lists its product as uncharacterized. Lineage: Eukaryota; Fungi; Ascomycota; Sordariomycetes; Glomerellales; Glomerellaceae. The transcript has a single exon. The coding region runs from base 1 to 210 and encodes 69 amino acids. The record is from RefSeq and is a predicted model, not a curated record.
AUGCCCGCCCGCCAGGACGCCUACUCCGUCUCCAUCCCCAUCUCUCCUCCUCCCCCGAGCGAUCUGUCGACUUACAUGCGCUCGAUGCACCAACACACCAAGCGCCAGAUGGAGGCUGCCAAUCGCUCAUCGUCGCGGAGAUCGGGAGGCCGCACUUCCUACCCCAGCCACUCCCACGGCCACUCCUCCAGUCCCGACUACAGCUCAUAA